AUAUUAAAAAUACCUUAAACAGAUACGCAUUUUGCUAUAUAUACAUUAAAACUUCAUACACACUUUCAGAUUCAUUUGAAAUUUACAAGUAACAGAUUGACAAUUUCAAUAAUAAUCAUGAAAUUUGCUUUAGCGUUUGUGUUGUUGAUUGGUAUUUCUUGCCAAAUUGGACGAGGAGAUUGUGCUCCAGAUGGAUAUGGAUUAUAUGACAGUUUUACUAGCAUGAUGAACGGAGCAUACAGCACAACUCAAAAUACGUACCAUUCGAUCAAGGAUCAACUUUCACCACUAACAAGUUAUCUACCUUCACUAUCUUCAGUAAGUGAUUCAAUAUAUAAUAAUCUACCUUCAAUGCCUUCAGUAAGUGAUUCAAUAUCAAGCGGAUUAUCCAACAUGAAAGAAUCCGUAGAAAAUGUAGGGUCUAAAGCUGGAGAUAUGUUGAACAGUGGUAUGGACACAGCAGGAAAUCUAGGGUCUGAAGCUGGAAGUUAUUUGAAAAGUGGCGCGGACCAAAUAACUGAUGCUGUAAAUUACUAGAUUACGAUUAACAUUAUAAUUAGACACAAAAAAGUAUAUAAAUCUCAAUAUAAAUACAAUAGCUUUUUUUAAUACACUUUUCUUGUUAUAUGAAAAUGUUUAAUUUGGAUUACUAUUUUAUAACUGUAAAAGUUCUAUACAAUUUUGAAUUUAUUCUAUACAUUUAUGUAAGUCUAAAAUGAAAUAUUCAUAAAUAUUAAUUUAACAUUAUUAUUAUUAUUAUUAUUAUUAAUAUAAUACAUUCUAAAACUGA
Molecule: messenger RNA, 790 nt
Organism: Aphis gossypii (cotton aphid)
Lineage: Eukaryota; Metazoa; Arthropoda; Insecta; Hemiptera; Aphididae
Exons: 3
Coding region: 118-537 (139 amino acids)
Source: RefSeq, a predicted model, not a curated record